This is a messenger RNA of Macrosiphum euphorbiae (potato aphid), 483 nucleotides long. Lineage: Eukaryota; Metazoa; Arthropoda; Insecta; Hemiptera; Aphididae. The record is from the annotation of a GenBank genome assembly.
AUGGAAGAAUUUGGAAGGGAACCAUGUCCAAUGAGAAUAUUAGAAGACCUUGGCGGAGCUUUUGCCAUGGGUCUUAUUGGUGGUGGUAUUUUCCAAGGUAUAAAAGGCUUCCGUAAUGCACCCACAGGAGUUAACAGACGUUUUAACGGAGCUUUUCAUUCUGUGGCAACCAAAGCACCCAACAUAGGUGGUAGUUUUGCAAUAUGGGGAGGAUUAUUUUCAACCAUUGAUUGUUCACUAGUGGCCAUCAGGAAAAAAGAAGACCCGUGGAAUUCUAUUGCCAGCGGUGCUUUGACCGGUGGUAUAUUAGCAGCACGUAAUGGAAUACCAGCUAUGACAGCCAGUGCUGUUUUUGGAGGUUUACUAUUGGCAAUGAUUGAAGGGUUUGGAUUAUUUUUUAUGCACAUGUCAGCCGAACAAUUCAGACCUCAACCACCUGUAUUUGAAGAUCCCACUCAAAUUAACCAACCUAACGGUGGUUAA